AUGACCCCUGCCGCUCGGCACUCCCGGCGCCCGCUUACCUUCACCCCUCUUGGCGGCGGGCGGAGGCCAGGGUGGCGCCGCGCCAAUCCGAUGGGGUACGAAGAGAGCAAAAAUCAUCUCCUCAGUCUCAGUUACCCUGAGCUGCAAUGUCUGUGCAAAAGGUAUAACCUUCCUGCUAAGAAGACCCACUCUCAGUUAGCAAGUUCGAUCGCCUCGCUGCUUGAGGCAUCUCCAUCUCCUGCUGCCCCUCCUGUCCAAUUAGCAAAUAUGGAAGAAGCAUCCGCAUGCAACCUUGUUAACAAGAAAAGGGGCCCAUACAGUGGCAGGGAUGAUGGUAUACCACCUGUGCACGCAAAGCAUAAAAAAGGAAAUCAAACACCUGUUGAUGAAACAUCUAAAAAGAAGGGGAUUGGCACUGGUACGAGUGUAACUCCAGUUUCUAUGAACCAUGGAAGACCGGACUGUCAUGGCCAUCCAUCUUCUGACCUGGGGACUGCUGAUAAUUUGCAGUCCCGAAGUGAUGUGGGUGUUGCAACUAAGACAACAAAUCUAGUAUUUGUUAGCAAACAUCAUUGUUCACCUGCUAACAUAAUUGAUCAAAUCUGUCCCCCUAUUAUUCAAAAAUAUCCUUCUAAUGGUAAUGGUCAGGCUUCCACUCCGUUCGCCCAUGUGAAUGAUAACACAGAUAAGGGUUGUCGGUUGUCUGAUAAGAUAUCAGCAAAUACUACUCCUGUUCAAUUUUCUGUAAUGUCAGAUGAGGGCAUUGAUCUUGUUGUUGAUCUGAACUCCAGUCCAGCAACAUGGGCGAAGAACUUCAUGGCAGAAAUGCGCAUUACCCCUCCGUCUGAACAUGGGAAUUUCUCUAGCUUCAUUAGCAGUUUGGCAACUAAGGAUGAUCAUAGCACUGCCGCACCAUCUGGAAAUAUCAUUGUUGACAUUCAUAACAAGGGGCCUGAGAACAUCGUUCCUUCCACUGAUUCAUCACUUGCUUCAGAUGUUGGUGAAAACUCCCGUUCAGUGCUCUAUCCAGUUGAUACAACUACUGUGAACUCAGUGUCAUCCACGUCUACAGUGGCUGGUACCCCAGUUGAACUUUCUGGGUAUCAGGAGGGUGCUCCAGUGGUAUGUUCUUCAUGUUUAACAGAUGAUGUUCAGAACAAUGUGACAUCUGAUAUGCCAGGUGCUUUGGAUAACGAGGUGCUUCCUCCAGAACCUGCUGAUGUCUUUAUGCAGUCUGAAAGAAUCACUGCACCGGCAGUUUGUGCUUCAGUGCAACCAAUUGGCAAUAAAUGCACAAUGAGUCCCGGGGAUGGGGUUAGAAGUGACUCCAAUGAAGACUCCUAUCCAAAAUCUUCAGGAAAACAAACUGGAGAUGUUCCCGCAAGAGAUCAGCCUGCUCAUAAUGGUGGCACUCAUGAAACCCUAAUGGAAAAUGAACCUGUGAAGGCAGUGGUAGUGGAAGAAAAUAUAGGUCGUGAUGACAGUUUGUCCAUUUCUUGUCAACUAGCCAGUAAGACAGUAGCAAAACUCCCAGUUACAGAUGCCCAGUCGCCUGCUAGUUUUGCUGGUCAUUUUAUUGCUGGCAAUUUUGACCACACACAUCCAACAUCUUCUGCUGCUUCGGAGAAUGCUAUUAAUUCCCUGACUUCAAAGUUCGGUGCAGAGUCAGCACAAAGUCAUGAUUCUACAGACAAAAAGGGACAGAAUGAUGCUGAGGAGCUUGAGGAGUUGGAGAGUAUGACACCGCCAGCCUAUAGUGAACCUCCCAGAAAUAUACAACUUAGCUUACGAAGUGCUUCCGCUAAGGUCAAGCCUUCUACACUACCAAGACGAUCAGCAAGGCUUCUUCCUAAGUGCAAUAUAACUAUUGGUGCAGGAGCAACGAUAUUUUGA
Messenger RNA from Miscanthus lutarioriparius, 1893 nucleotides. The record is from the annotation of a GenBank genome assembly. NCBI's taxonomy places the organism in Eukaryota, Viridiplantae, Streptophyta, Magnoliopsida, Poales, Poaceae.